Molecule: messenger RNA, 5211 nt
Organism: Portunus trituberculatus (swimming crab)
Lineage: Eukaryota; Metazoa; Arthropoda; Malacostraca; Decapoda; Portunidae
Product: lon protease homolog 2, peroxisomal-like
Biological process (GO): protein processing; protein targeting to peroxisome; protein catabolic process
Cellular component (GO): peroxisomal matrix
Molecular function (GO): serine-type endopeptidase activity; ATP binding; ATP-dependent peptidase activity
Source: RefSeq, a predicted model, not a curated record
UGGGACAGAUAGGGUCGGACAAGGAGGCAUAAUGGCAUGAUUAUAUCAGUGUAACUACAAAUAAUAAUGAAAACCAUAUCAAGGACGAUUGGGCAUACUAUAAUGAACAAGAAAAACAAAACUUCUAAAACCUCAACAGAAAUCAAGUUCCGUAGAAGACACUGAAAACAUACGGACAAGACUGACAAGUUAUCACGAUAUCAGUGUUGUGAAAGAGACGGAGGAGAAGGAGGUGUGACUAUGGCUCCCUCUCACAUCCCUAUCCCCACUAAACUGCCUCUCCUGGUGGUGUCCAAUGGUGUGCUCUUCCCGGGCUCCACCAUCAGGAUACCAGUCACCACCGUCAGGAACAUUAAUUUGGUGCGUUCACGGCUCACCUCAGACAGCAGGCUGGCCAGCACUGUGAUCGGCAUUGUCACAAAGGAACCCAGCAAGGAUGGUAAGGGCAACACCAUUCAUGAAAUCGGCACAGCUGGUGUGGUGGUGCAGGUCACGGGCACCAGCUGGCCCCGCCCGGUGUACACCCUGCUGGUGACCGGCCUGUGUCGGUUCAAGCUAGAGUCCAUCAUCCAAGAGCACCCCUACCUCAUGGCCACCAUCAAGCAGCUGGAGGACCUUCAGAAUGUGGAUGGUGAAGAUGAUGCACAACUUGCUGAAUUGGUUGCUGAGUUUAAGGAGACAGCACAGAAGCUGAUUGACAUGUUGGACAUAUCGGUGCCUGGUGUGGCUAAGCUGAAGACUGCAGUGGAGCAAGCCCCAAGCCAGCAGUUGGCAGAUGCUGUUGCAGCGUUGAUUGGCGGCUCACUGCUGGAAAGGCUGCAGGUUCUUGAUGCACUUGAUGUCGGGGCUCGGAUCCGCGUCACUCUUCCCCUCCUGCUGCGCCAUAUACAGAGGCUCAAGGAUAUUCAGGAGGACAAGAGUGAAGAGAAAGAGAACAAAAAGAUGCAGGUGGUUCGCUUAUCCCGUGGAGGCAACCUGUCCCCCAUGCUGGACCCUCCUGAUGACGGGGACAAUGAUAUUGCUGACUUGGCAGAGAGGAUCAAGUCUGCCAACAUGCCAGAGGAAGCUGCCAAGACUGCCAACAAGGAGCUGAGCCGUCUGAAGCGUAUGGCUCCCCACAUGCUGGAGUACUCAAUGACUCGUAACUAUCUGGAACUCUUGGUUGACCUCCCAUGGUCCACCUCAGUGAAGGAGACCUGCUACAUCACCAAGGCCAGAGCUGACCUAGAUGCUGACCACUACGGCUUGGAGAAGGUGAAGCGUCGUGUCCUGGAAUAUCUUGCAGUGAGACAACUCCGUGGGGAUCUGAAGGGCCCCAUCCUGUGCUUUGUGGGACCCCCUGGUGUUGGGAAGACUAGCAUUGCCAAGUCCAUCGCUACAACCCUUGGCCGGCCGUACCAUCGAAUGUCCUUGGGUGGCGUGAGUGACCAGCAUGACAUCCGAGGUCACCGCAGGACGUAUGUUGGUGCCAUGCCAGGUCGAGUCAUCCAGGGCCUCAAGAGUGUCAAGGUGAAAAACCCUGUCAUGCUCCUGGAUGAGAUAGACAAGCUGGGCUCAGGCAUCCAUGGAGACCCUGGAGCUGCCCUGCUGGAAGUGCUGGACCCUGAGCAGAACUCCACCUUCACCGACACUUACCUCAACCUACCCUUCGACCUUUCCCAGGUGUUGUUUGUAGCAACAGCUAAUUCCCUCACCACCAUCCCCACCCCACUGCUGGACCGCAUGGAGCUCAUCAAAGUGCCGGGCUACACACAGGAGGAGAAAGUGAUGAUAGGACAUCUUCACCUCCUUCCCAAGCAGCUGCAGGAACAUGGACUGAGCAGUGACAUUCUCACCAUGCCCAAGGAAGCCAUUGCCACCAUAAUUGGAGAGUACACCCGAGAGGCUGGUGUGAGGACCCUGGAACGCAAGAUUGGAGCACUGUGCCGGGCGGUGGCUGUGCAGGUGGCAGAGUCAACCCCAGAUAAAGGUGAACCCAAGACCCCGCAAGACAUGGAAGUGGUAGGAGAACAAGCCAGUGUGAAUGAUGAUGCCAAGGAGGUGGUGAGAGCAGAAGGUCAGGCUAAGGAACAACCAUUGCCACAGCACUGGAGCACCACACAGCUGCGGGAACAUCUGGAGCUCCCCAUUGUGGUGGACCAGAAGAUGAUACAUAAAAUUCUUGGGCCUCCAAUAUUCCAAAGUGGGCUGGCUGGCAGGGUGAGUGUUCCUGGUGUGGCGGUGGGCCUGGCCUGGACACCUGUAGGAGGGGAGGUGAUGGUAGUAGAGGCCUCUCGUUCACCUGGAGACUCGGGCCUCACACUCACAGGCCAGCUAGGCUCUAUCAUGCAAGAGUCAGCCAAGAUUGCCCUCUCGUGGGUCCGGCAGCAUGCUUAUUUGUUGCAGUUAGAGAAAGACUUCAUGAAAGAUGAGGAGAUCCACAUGCACUUCCCAGCUGGUGCCAUCAGCAAGGAUGGUCCCUCUGCCGGGGUCACCAUCCUCACCGUGCUGGUGUCCCUCCUGUCCAGUCGAUGUGUGCGUCCUGAUGUGGCCAUGACGGGGGAGAUCACCUUGAAUGGGGUGGUGUUGCCGGUUGGUGGCAUUAAGGAAAAGCUGUUGGCUGCCCACCGAGCAGGACUUACCACUGUCAUCCUUCCCGCUGCCAACAAGAAGGACUUGAUCGACAUUCCAAACUCCAUCUUGAAUGAGAUAGAAGUGGUGCUGGUGAACACUGCAGGGGAGGUGCUUACAGCAGCCUUUGAAGACGGCUUUCCUGACAUUGUUCCUGAAGAUGAGGCUGUGAUGAAAACCCUACGAAGUAAACUGUAGUGGUCCAUAAGUCCCUGAUAGUCAGCGAGACUGUAAUUUCGUGUGCAAACCUAUGGUGCUCAAUGAUGUGUUUCUAAAGUAGCAUUUAGUUAAGGUGAUAUAGCUGUGAUAGGAUAGGAGUAUAUAUAUCCAUUAGAGGCAACAUAGUCAGGAAUAGUGUUGUGUGUCUUUGUGCGGGAGAAGUUUGGGAAUGGCUUCUGGUUUGUUACCUUUCACUUUGAAAUUUGAGUGAAAGAGAUUUGAGUUUUUUCAAAUAGAUGAAAAAGAUUUUAAGGUAAAAAGAAAGUUAGUAGAUGGAAGUGUAAGAAACAGUAGGUGGAUCAAAGAUUGAAAAGAGGUAAGUAGGAGUAGGAUGGAGUGCCUAUGUAAAUAGAAAUUAGAUAUAAGCUAGUAUGAAAUAACUCUACUUGCAUGUAGAAUCUAAUGUGUGAGGGAGAGAAUGAGUGAUUAAUGAGAAUGAAACAAGGAAUACAAAAGCUAUUGAGAGAUUUUAUUAAUGUAACAGAGUACUUUUAUUAAGAAGGAACAUAAUGAAGGGAAGAAAGCAAAGGCAGGAAGAUUGUUAUCUCUCUCCAGAGGCCAUAUGUUUCAUCAGGUUACUUAUGAGCUUCUCCAAUUUUUUGAGUUCCUGUUGGCUGUCUGUCUUGUACUGCAGGCACUGCAAUGAACAAAGAAUAAUAUGAUAAGUUUGUAACCUAUGACAUUUAUAAUGAGGUUACAAAGCAAUAUUAAAAAACUUAUGGCAGUUUCUGGAAUUCAUAGCAUCAUAUAUAAAAUUCCAGAAAUCAGGUAUGCAUUACUACUACAUUUAAUCUAGUGUGUGAAUUGACUUAACCCCUUCAGUACCAUGAUGCCUUUUCACAUCCAUUCUGGUUACUAUUUGGUGAUUUUAUACAGAUUCAGAAACUUAUGUGGGCAAUUUAAAUAGUGAAGACUGUUGCCAUUAAUCUUCUGACCUCCAUAAAUCCCUUCUAAUGUCAAUAAAAUGGCCAAAUUGUACACAAAUAGGUAAAAAUGUCUCCCAGUAUUGAAGGAGUUAAUGCUGUUACAGAAAGAGCUGAGAGUGAAACAAAUCUAUCAAAACCUCACCAUUACAAAUUACAAUCCAGAUUCAUCAGAAUUUUGAUAAAUUUACCAACAUUAAAUUCAAAUUCCAAGUCCUGAAGUUAAAAAGGCACAUCCACUAAUGCUAUCUUAUUAUGCUCUCAUUAAGGCAUCUGACUGUCUAAAGCUGCACUGAAUAUUCAGACAGUAUGAAUAUGUAUUUCAUAAGUUGUACGUCUCGGUAAAUUCACAGUAUGUAUUACGCAUUCCAGGAAUUGGUUACUCCAUAUUUAUCCACUUGUGUAGGUCACACCUCAAGAUUAUUAAGAUACUCUAAAGCUUGUCAGUAUGUAUUCAUCAGUUAAUGUACAUAUAAAGAGAAUCUUUAUGUAACAGCUGUUUAUCUUGUUUUACAGAAAAAAUACAAUAUAUAUUAUGAGCAGGGAUACUGCUAGAGGCAGUAAAAAAUAUACUAUAUGCAUCUAUUUAGAGAUUGUCUAACAGUGGGAUGAAAUUGAGUGUGGCAAGUGACAAGAUAUAACAAUUGCUGUGCCAGAAAACUGUAUUAUGUCAGAGAAACCCAAUAUGAACAUAUUCCACCUUACUAUAAGUGACAUUUUUCAUUUAUUUCAUUUUUUGUUUUGUCAAAAUCAUGCAGUAAAAUUUAAAUGUAUUCAAUGUUACUGUCUUGGUAUGAAACUAAUCAACUAAUUCACUGCCAGUCUCACUCUUUUCCGUCCUAGCCCAGGCAGGCAAGGUGUCACUUAGGCUAUUAUUUUAUUUGUCAUUAAUUAUUGGUAAAUUAUCUAUUUGUCAGUACAAGUCAUCUCAGUACAGAAUACUGUAAUACCCCUAACUUGUAGAAGUAAUGACUGAAUAAUUCACAAUUUCAUCACACAUUAUCAUUUCUGUAAGCUUUGAGACAAUUUGUAUUGAUGGAGAGGUGAUUUACCAACAAACAUUACAGUGUCAAUGUUAGCAUGGCUGUAAUUCAUGACAAAUAAAAUAUACUAUGUAACAUCUUGCCAGCCUUGGUGGGGAGGAAAGGGGGGUGAGUGAGGCUAGCAGCAAAUCAGCCAAUUACAAGUUCAUGCCAAGACAAUGAUUAUGUUUAUAUAGAUUUUACUGCAUGAUUUGACAGAAGAGACUAGAGAUGUACCAAUGCAUCAGUAUUGGCCUAUUUUCUGCUGAUACAAAAAAAAAAAAAAAAAAAUGUGUAUCUUGCUCAGUAAGUUAUUCUGUUCAACAUAAUUUGGAUGUUUUAUAGCAAAAAAAAAAAUUCAUUGAGAAUGCCAAAUUAUUUAGUAUAAAAGUGUAUUGAGUCCUUGGUGUGUAUUAAUAAAAUAUAUUCUUCGGUAA